AGAGAGGCAGUUAAACUUAGAAUAACUUAUCUUACAACAGGUAACCUAGUCGUAAGUUUUAAAUAACGAUAUCUUACUACAGUUAAUGGCGUCGUUAUAAACCAGGAAAUUACAAACCUGCCAGGGUAUAUUAUAUCCGGUGUCCUGCCCGCGGGAUUUCAUAAAGACGGGCGGCCAGAGUGUGUGUAUGUUAAAGGUAGAACUGGCAGGUCAGGUGCAUUUAUCUAAAUGGAAAGGUGUGUUCAUAAAUAGAAACAGUUAACACCUGAGAACAGCGUUCUGACCGCUAGUAUCAUAAUCAGUCUGUAUCUGAUUUAAAUGGAACACUCUAUGUUUCUGUUGGUGUAAUUGGAUGAUGAUUCGACUGUUUUUGAAGUAGUGUUCAAGCAUGUAUAUUCUCGGAAUUUAUCUCCUGGGAGUGGUUUAUUUAGCGGCUGUUAAAGAUUCCUGCCAAGCCCACACGCACAUCAUAACGACAACGUUAUACGAGGACAUGUUUCAGCACUACAAUAAUAGACUCAUACCUGUGUGUUCUAGGACGGGGAAUGUUACUCUUAACGUCAAUACAGCUCUCAGACAGAUCAUGGAUCUCAAUGAACGAGAACAGGUUAUUUCCAUUAACGUUUGGUUACGGAUGAACUGGGAAGAUUGCCGUAUGAAGUGGAACGUUUCCGACUAUGACGACAUUGAUCACUUCUCUGUACCAUAUGAUGCCAUUUGGAUUCCUGAUAUAACAGUAUAUGACAGUGCGAGUGAUGAAGUAAUGAUGCCCGCGUGUAAAUGGAAGUGCCAAUAAUACAGUACAUCCAGAAAAAUCGACGGAAUCAACCACAAAUUUUGUUACGAACAAUUCAACGAUGGACAUGUUUCUGCGGACGAAGGAACCAAUCGCACGACUAAUGCGCACGCAGUCGAUGAUUUUAGAGCGUGUUGAGGACAGUUUGAACAAAAAUAACGUUGUCGACAAUGUAGAGGAUGAAUGGCACCAGUUAGCACGUGUCCUGGACAGAGUUUUUCUCAUUCUGUAUGUUACCAUAUCUAUAAUCACGUCUUCAGUAUUUCUCGGAAUAAUGGCCAGUAACUCCUGACAUCACUUGACUUCCGUGUUGAAAUUACUGUACGAAAUUGACAAAUUUCUGCACGCUUUCGCCAAUAUAUCACUAUCGCCAUUUUACCCUAACAAGCAGAUUGCCUAUUUAACCAUGUGGCGAAAAUUAAACGUCAGAUGUAAUCACACCUACAGGCGCUUGCAUAAAAAUGUAAUUUUAUCAUAUGGCAGUGGUAUGUGUACUUUGGAAAGUACACGGUUGGCAACUCCGUCAGGAGCGAAACGGCACCCAACCACACUUCAAUCGACUAAAAAACACAAUUAUUCAAAAUGCCACGGCGCAUACUAUUUACUACCUUCAUCUAUAAUAUUCAGCCUUAACCUACCGUGUCACUUAAUACGAAUUGUUACAUCAAAAACAAAAUAAUCAGUGAAAACAUCGCCGAAUUCCUUCCUCAGAACACCAUUUUUUAAGCUGCUCCCUCAGCCUGUCCAGAUUCCACAUUUACAAGGUCAUGCGUUUACAUAAUCGCCUAUCGCCAGGUGCACUUUUUGAGGUCAUCUCUGCAUGCAUUUUGUCCAGAAAACGUGUCGGCUCGUUGAAGAGUUUCGUGUUAUUUACGAUUAUUUGAAGAGUUUCGUCAAAUGAACGAUGAUUUAUAAUCAUAAACUUGAGAAUUGAAAAAGGGGGAGGGGUGGGGGG
Molecule: messenger RNA, 1751 nt
Organism: Pecten maximus
Lineage: Eukaryota; Metazoa; Mollusca; Bivalvia; Pectinida; Pectinidae
Product: neuronal acetylcholine receptor subunit alpha-10-like
Biological process (GO): chemical synaptic transmission; monoatomic ion transmembrane transport; signal transduction
Cellular component (GO): neuron projection; synapse; postsynaptic membrane
Molecular function (GO): transmembrane signaling receptor activity; acetylcholine-gated monoatomic cation-selective channel activity
Source: RefSeq, a predicted model, not a curated record